AUUUACGCACAGCAUCUUUCAUAACUACCUCGUGUCACUGUUUAUUAGUGUUUAUCCAGACAAGAAAUCAGUAGAAAUACAUAUACAUUGGUGUUUAGUGAGUGACGUACAUUUCAAUUGAAAAGAUAAAUAAAACAAGCCACUACUAAAAGUUCAUCCCAAGUGUUGUUCAUGCAAACCAAUUCACCAAAUCAGAUCGAUGGAAGUUGGACUCCACGAGGUGAAGCCUGAUCCACAGACGAUUGUUCCGGGAUUGUUGGAAGUGUCCUCAUCCGAUAGAAACAACUCUAAUUCGAAACAUCACCACCACCAUCUUCACAAUCAUCACAGUUCCUCUGCCUACAACCCCUCCAAACCUCGGAACCCUUCCUCCAACCUGCCCACCCACAAGAUUUCGACGAUACAGGGACUGAACUCCACUCCGGUUAGAAUCACUUCCCUUAGUGGAGAACAACUACAAACCAUGGCCAAAUCUUCAGGGCUGAGCGUUGUGCAUGUAACAGUUCCACAGUCAGUCAUCCAGUCUCCUUCGGUGAUACAAAGUAAUCAUCAACAACAACUAAGUGCAGGGGGACAACAACUUCAACUGCCCAAGAACGUUCAAGCAUACCAUCAAGCCCCAGGUUGCCCUGUAUUCAUGGGGUAUUGGGAGUCUGUGCCAAACGCGAAGUUUGACUGCUCAGUCACACGUUUUCUGCUAACAAUAAACACAGCGAACCGAUUUCUUAUUACAACAUUACAAGUCAGGUUAACAUUGUUAGAGAUGUCACAAAAUAAAAAAGAUAAGAUGGGUUUGGAUGAAAAUGAAUUGGAAAUUGUUUACUUGGGUACACAGCAACACAAAUCGAGUGACACUAACAAGGCGAUACCAAAGUCUCCAUUGAAGUCGGUUCAACCAACGUUCAGUCGUUUGUCAAGAAAGUUUGGUAACAGAGUGGAUAACAAGCCUUGCGAUGAUAUUAUACUCUCGAAACGCGCAAAACAUGACGAUAACCCAGUCAAGACUGCCAAGCCUCGGGAGGCCGUUUUGGGUGGAGGGGCGGAACAAGUUGUGGAAACACCGCGUGAGAGGGAGAAGUUGGUGUGCCAAGAAGAAGAUGACAAUAUACAGGAAGUGCAUGAUGUCUCCUCAGUUGGCCAUGAUGCUGAUGUCACAAUGUGGGAUAUUGACGACAUUAUCGAGAACAAGGAGAUGAACAUUAAUGAAUGGAAGGUGGACGAGAUAAAGAAAAUUGUAAAUCAAUUCAAGGAAAAAUUGAAUAGUAGGCAGAUUGCUACGAACAAAUCAGUAACCCACAGCGUGGUUCAUAACAAUUUGGACAAGAUUUUAGGCAUAAUCGGAGCGGAAGAAAUUGAGAAGAGGAAAAAGUUGUCGGAUUACAUGGAGCGAAUUCCUGAACCCACGUGUGACGAGUUCACUACUCUGAUGGCACAAGCGAAGGAAAAUUUAGAAAAAAGAAAGGACAAAUCAAAGUCCGCGGAAUGUGUGGUCGAAGGAUGCGAGUCAACAUACAUAAACCCAUCGGCCGCCAAAAUACAUAUCAUUUUAGUGCAUAUGAAAUUACGUCGCUGGAGAUGUACCAAAUGCCACAUGGAGUAUGGGGCUUGGACGGGCCUUGUCAAGCAUGUGAACAAAAAUCAUUUAGGCGUACUGAAAACUUGUCCCGAAUGCAAAUUUACUGGAUCCGUAAGCGCUAUUCAAUAUCAUUCUCGACUAGGGCAUUUCACCCCCUCAGGACAAAAAGUACUUUUCGCAUCCGGUCAAGGAAAGAUUGAGUUUCGACUGUUUGAAAUCGACUUUAUUACAGUGAGAUUUGGAUACACGUGGACUGUGUGGAAGGUGAAUUGGAUUAACGAUGACAAUAACCCUGUGAACUUGUCGGUGGGCAUCUCAAGAUUCGUGGAUCUGCAAGCAGUGCUUCGAGAAUUCUGGGAACAAUUCAUGAAGGUUAUGUCGGGUGACAGUGCUUCAGCACGCUGGGUGGAAUUGUGCGGCAGCGCCCGACGUGAAUUCCGGAAAGGUCACCGGAUUGAUUGGACAAGUGUGACCUCCCUUGGGAUUCCUGCUGUUUCGAAAGUUGUUGCAACCCAAGUGAAGGGAUUAGCACGCAAACAUUACGACGCGAUCUACAUUAUCGCAACGGAAGAGGCUGCCAUCUUUCUCGAACAGCAGAAACUCAAUAUUAUCGAGCAAUUGGACUCCUUCAUUGAAGAAUUGCCCCCUCAUAAUCGUGACUUCGUUUUGAAAAACCGACCGAUCAGUCUGCCCGAAUUAAGCUCGCCAUAAAUUAUGUUUUUUUGUUACUAUUCAUUGUUAGUGUUGGUCCAUUAAAUACACAUGUCGAACUGAACAUUA
Folsomia candida is the source of this 2356-nucleotide messenger RNA. RefSeq names its product cyclic AMP-dependent transcription factor ATF-1. The record is from RefSeq and is a predicted model, not a curated record. Gene Ontology annotation, molecular function: protein binding; DNA-binding transcription factor activity, RNA polymerase II-specific; RNA polymerase II cis-regulatory region sequence-specific DNA binding. NCBI's taxonomy places the organism in Eukaryota, Metazoa, Arthropoda, Collembola, Entomobryomorpha, Isotomidae. Gene Ontology annotation, biological process: regulation of transcription by RNA polymerase II. Gene Ontology annotation, cellular component: nucleus; transcription regulator complex. The coding region runs from base 200 to 2287 and encodes 695 amino acids. The transcript is spliced from 11 exons.